Messenger RNA from Cannabis sativa, 2695 nucleotides. Its product is annotated as ABC transporter G family member 25. The transcript has 3 exons. The record is from RefSeq and is a predicted model, not a curated record. Gene Ontology annotation, molecular function: ABC-type transporter activity; ATP binding; ATP hydrolysis activity. NCBI's taxonomy places the organism in Eukaryota, Viridiplantae, Streptophyta, Magnoliopsida, Rosales, Cannabaceae. Gene Ontology annotation, cellular component: membrane. Bases 186 to 2279 code for a protein of 697 amino acids.
CUCUCUCAAAUUCAUUUCAUUGCUAUCCUUAACAAAACAUCACUACUUCAACUAAUACUAUUACACUUUUUUCUUGCUCUUUCUCUCUUUCUUUCUUUCUUUCUUUCUUAAAGUUUCCCUGUCUUUUUUCUUUUUUUAACGGCAGACAGAAAGAGCAAGAUCUUUUAUAAAUAACAAUAAUAAUAAUGCCUGCACCGUUUGGUGGCGGUGAAACUGUCAAUGGAGACUCAUCGGACGGUGUAGAUCGUUCCAAAGAUAUCCCUCGAGAUUUUCGUGGCUUCCCAUCUUUAAUGUCUUCUUGCUCUCCCAUUACUCUCAAGUUCAUAGACGUGACUUACCGUGUGAAAAUCGACAACAAACAAACCAGCAGUAUCGGUCGACGAAUGUUCGGCAACGAACCACGACCGUCCGAUCAUGAAAGAUCAACAACGUCGGCAACGAACGAACGAACGAUCCUGCAUGGAGUCACAGGAAUGGCAUUCUCGGGAGAAAUCAUGGCCAUACUUGGUCCUUCCGGGAGCGGAAAAUCAACGCUUCUAAAUGCAAUUGCAGGGAGGCUCCAAGGACACGGCUGCAGCGGAACAGUUCUGGCCAACGGUAGAAAAUUCAGUAAACCCGUACUAAAAAGAACCGGUUUCGUAUCACAAGACGAUGUUCUGUAUCCACACCUAACGGUCCGGGAAACAUUAAUCUUCUGUUCCCUCUUUCGUCUACCGAGAACACUUUCGCGAAAGGACAAAGUCUCGGUAGCCGAGUCGGUUAUAUCUGAGUUAGGCUUAGAGAAAUGUCAGAACACGAUCAUAGGGAACAGCUUUGUUCGUGGAGUUUCGGGUGGUGAGAGGAAGAGGGUGAGCAUAGCACACGAGCUACUCAUAAACCCGAGCUUGUUGGUACUAGACGAGCCGACUUCGGGUCUGGACUCGACCGCGGCGCACAGGCUGUUGAGCACGUUGGGUGCACUGGCUCAGAAGGGGAAGACUGUGGUGACGUCGAUACACCAGCCCUCGAGCCGGGUUUACCAGAUGUUUGACUCGGUGUUGGUGUUGUCUGAAGGAAGGUGCUUGUACUAUGGGAAAGGGAAUGAGGCCAUGAACUACUUCGACUCCCUAGGCUUUUCGCCGUCCUUCCCCAUGAACCCUGCGGAUUUCCUGCUUGAUCUCGCUAACGGUGCUUUCCAACUCCAAGGUUCUAAUAACGAAAGAGAUAAAUCGGCGAGUGUGAAGCAACACCUAGUGUCUUCUUACAACGCUUUGUUAGCUCCAAAGGUCAAAUCUGCUUGCCUGGAAACCCCAAAUAAUAAUGCUUCGACCAAAGAAUUACCAGGCUUCAGCAGUGAGAUAAUUCUUAGCCAUAAUAAUCAUUCCACCAAUAAAGACUCAUUAUCCAGAUCAAGAAGAUCAUCAAUAUCAUGCUGUGAUAUAAUUAUAGGGUUUCCCACAUGGCUAAGCCAUUUCAGCAUUUUGCUGCAGAGAAGCCUCAAAGAGAGAAAGCACGAAUCUUUCAACGCUCUAAGAGUUUUCCAAGUAAUCACAGCUGCAUUGUUAGCCGGCCUAAUGUGGUGGCACUCGGAUUAUCUCAACGUCCAAGACCGACUCGGCCUUCUCUUCUUCAUAACCAUAUUUUGGGGUGUUCUGCCCUCUUUCAAUUCAGUCUUUGCAUUCCCUCAAGAACGUGCCAUCUUGAUGAAGGAACAGGCCUCCGGUAUGUACACUCUUUCGUCUUAUUUCAUGGCCCGAAUCGUGGGAGACUUGCCCAUGGAGCUCAUCCUCCCCACUAUCUUCCUUGCCAUCGCUUAUUGGAUGGCUGGAUUGAAGCCUGAGUUCAGUGCUUUUGUUAUGACACUCUUGGUUCUCCUAGCCUAUGUUCUAGUCUCUCAAGGCCUUGGCCUUGCUCUAGGGGCCGCUAUUAUGGAUGCUAAACAGGCCUCCACCUUAGUAACCGUCACUAUGCUGGCUUUCGUUUUGACUGGAGGAUUUUAUGUCCACAAAGUGCCUUAUUGUUUGGCUUGGAUAAAAUACAUUUCCACAACUUUUUACACUUACAGGCUUCUCAUCAAUGUCCAGUACGGCCAAGGGGAGGCGAUUUCGGCUUUGUUGGGAUGCUCUAGACAUGGAAGAAGAGACAGUGGUGAUAUCCAUAAUGCAAGCUGUAGAUUCAUUGAAGAGGAUAUUGAAGGGCAGAUUAGUCCUUUGAUUAGUAUAUCUGUUAUGUUGUUUAUGUUUGUGGGCUAUAGGUUAUUGGCUUAUCUUGCUUUGAGGCGAAUCAAUAAAGCCUUAUAGCUAGCUAGGUAGGUACUACCACAAUAUAUAGUUAAGUACGUACAUUAAUUAUUGCUAUUAUUAAUACUACAGAUGAUUAUAUAGGUUUUUAUUAUUCUACGUGGGCAAGUACUCACAACAAUUAAUUGUAUUAUUAUUAUCAUUAAUAAUAAUAAAUUAUGAUUAAAAUAAAUAGGAUUUAUCCUUGAUGAAUUAUUACGUCCAUUUUGAGGGCAUAGGUCAUCCCGAAAGUUUUCUCUUAGGACCCGUUUAGUACGCAGGAUUGGAUUGGAUUAGACAGGCUAAUUUAUCCAAUCUAGUGUUUGGUCAUGGCAGAAGUCUCGAUAACUAAUCCAGCUAAUCUCAUAUGUCUGGAAUUAUUUAUCCCAUCCAGCAGGGUGGGAUAAAUAAUCCCACGCAGAUGAGAUUUUUUUUUA